AUGGCGUCUGUGGUAUCAGAAGAUGAAAAUUCUGAUGACAAUUUUUCAGAUUUUUCCCAAUAUUCCUUAGCGUGGGAAGAAAAUAUGUGUGAAAGAAGUGAGAAUGAUUUUGUGAAAUUAAUCGGAAAUACAAAACCUAGUAAUGUAACCACUAAUAUUUUUAAUAGACAGUUAUAUGGACGUUUUGCCAAAACUCCUAGAGCAAAGACUGAAAGAAUAUUUGAUAAUAUCCACACAAAAUGCAGAUUUGCCUUAAAUUCACUUAUUAAGGACCCAGAUGCAUAUAGUCAUAUAUUUAUGGGCUUUACAAUGUGUGGACAAUAUUUUUUAAGUUAUACUGAAAAAAUGUAUGAGGAUUUGGGACCUUUAAAUUUUAACACUACCUACGAAUAUGAAUUAUAUUUAUGGAAGUUUAUUCCCGGACAGAAACUUAUUUGUUUUUCUAAACACAAAAUUUUUAAGCACCUUAAAGGCUCUGAAGUAUUAGACAAAAUAAUGUUUAUGCAAUUCCCAAAAGACAUGUAUAAGAUUGUAUGUUAUGGAUUAGCGGCCACAAAUCCAGAUUUAGUUUAUAUUUCUAUUUUAACUAUACCAUCACCAAAAAGCUGUAAACAUUGCAAUGGAAAUUUUUUGCCUUGUGAUGAAUCUGUGAAUCAGGGAUGGUGUGUAAAACAUGGAUUUAUAAUUCACUACAUGUUGUCAAUGUCCCAACCAACUCCUACAUUUGACCCUAACAUUUCCCUGGCAUACCCAAACCACUUAGUAAUUAACACGGGCCAUCACAUACACAUUUUGAAUGUAUCAACCUCUGAACCGCCUCAAGUGUAUGUAUCUUUACAAAAUUUGAAAGACGAAGACUUAAAAUUAACGUCACAGACACCUACACACACUUUUAAUGAUACAUUGAGCGAGGUCUCUGAAUCGCCUAGCGAACAUUUCGGUUCAAGUAGCAUAGUUGAUGCCAUAUUAGAAGACUUUAGUGAGUAUGAUUUAGAAUCUAGUGAAUGUAAUAAGCCAUUUCACGAGUUAAAUAUAAGUUGUGAACCCCUUAAUGUUACUGGUAAAAGUUAUCACAAUACUCUAGUUCAAAACAUUGUAGAUCCGCGAUUAAAACGGUUACAGACUACUAGUAAAGAUUAUUUAUUUUCUGUACCUCAAGGUUCGGGUGGACAAAAACCUGUUGAAAAGACUAAAAUCGAUAAGAAAAUAGCCGAAAAAGCAUACGAGUUCAUUGAAGAAAAUGAAAAGUAUGAAAAAAUUAGUUCGUUUAGAAAAAAGAGACUAGCUGAAAAGAAGUAUGAAUUUUCAGAGGAUAACAGCGAAAACAUUGUACCUUUCAAUUCACUACGCCGCGAACGUAGGUAUUUGUACAGGUCGCAGAAUCGUUGCAUUCGCUCGCCUGAUUUUAACUCAUUAUUUUUAAGCCCUAGAUCAUCGGGUUUACGUUCCCCCAUGCAAUCUCCUAACUCCCGUAAUGGUCAAUUCUCCCCGAGUGGUGCUCGAAACCUAUAUUGCCCUUCAGUCCGGAACUCACCCCAUCAUUCCAAGUCCCCCAUCAGUCCUAAAGAUUCGGCUAGAAAAUUUUACGUGUACUCCCCAAGCUUGGACAGCGAUUGUUCAGAUUCUGAUUCUAGACUGAUAUUAAGGACGUCCAACAUUUCUACCUCAAUUGAUAAUCGAUUUAAUUCUAACGGGUUACUUAUAGUGGACCCCAAAAUGGAUACGCCUAAAUGGAUCAAGAAAGUCGUUCGCAGGUAUUCCAAUGGAGACUUUGAGAACAGUUCUUUGGUUUCUGGACAGAGCAGAGAUGACUACAAUAUUCCGAUAGAAAUACCACUACUAGUGCAAAGUUUGACGGAACAGCACUUGGAUGUCAUCCCAGAAUCCAGAGUGGACCAAGUAACUGAAAUGCAACUAAUAGUAACACAGAGAUCGUUUGACUGUGAACAGUUUGUCCAGAGAAGAGCCCAAAAAUUGUGUUCAGAAGCUCAUCUUGAAUUCUUGCACUGUGACGAUUACGAUAUUAAAAUCAUUCACAUUUGUCCUGUAAACGGGCAUAUAAUUUGCCAGGCUGUAAUAAAAAUAGGUGCUCUGAAGAAGAUGGAACCUUACGGGAAACCAGAAAACUUCACGGCUAGUUUUCUAUUCACGUGGAGUAUUGAAACAGACGCUUUUGACGUAAUCGAGCUUAAAGAACCAACAAAACUAUUGCCUUCUAACGAACCUCAAGAAAAGCUGCUAUAUGAAAUUCCUAAAAACAAUUUUAGUAACGUCCUCAUAAUGGACUAUUAUUACACCACAUCGAAAUCAAGUCUCAGGGAUUAUAACAAUUAUUACGAAGUUUGUUUAGGAUCUGCAAAUAUACCUACUAGGUCACAUAUGACCGUAGAAUACUCGAGUGAUAGUGACUGAAUAUUUCGACAUGUUUUAUUUAUUUCUCGAUUUUUUAGUUAAGUCGAAAAUAGGUUUUGUUUAAUUUUUUUAUAUUAAAGUGAAUUAUUAUUAUAAUGAAACACCUAAACUCAGUUGUAUGAAUUUGUAUAUUUGAUUACAUACAGUAAU
Molecule: messenger RNA, 2562 nt
Organism: Anoplophora glabripennis (Asian longhorned beetle)
Lineage: Eukaryota; Metazoa; Arthropoda; Insecta; Coleoptera; Cerambycidae
Exons: 7
Coding region: 1-2412 (803 amino acids)
Biological process (GO): protein ubiquitination
Cellular component (GO): Cul4-RING E3 ubiquitin ligase complex
Source: RefSeq, a predicted model, not a curated record